CUAAAAACAGAUGCGGGGGAGACCAAGGUCUUCACAAACAACGCAAAAGAGCGAACUUGAAUCUCCGCGCCAAGGGAUUAAAUAACGUAAUUCAGGCAACACGAAAUGAGGAAAAAUAAUAGAAAACACAGAGAGUAAGAUAGUUAUGGCGUGUGAAUGCCGCAAGGAAAGAAACGCUGUACGAAAAGACCCGACGCAAAACUGAGGAAGCAACUCUGUCAAGAACAUUAGACAAAUUUCAGGAGUCAAUCACAAUGAUGAUUUACAUUCAUGCCAAGAAGAACGUUACUAGCCUGUCACAAAAAGAGCGCGAAAAUGUGCAAAUCCGUCCGUUAUACAGCCGUCUGCAGAUCUUUCUACCCAGAACAGAAUAUGAAGUAACUGAUAGAUGACUUAAAAUGGAAGCAAAUUUGAGUCCAACACAGCAGUACCAAUGCAAAUAUGGACAUACUCAAGAUGUAUCUAUACAGGACAUCGAAGAGGAGUAUAAAUACACGGAAGAGCUAAGCAAAAGAUUAAGAGAAAUAUAUGCGCCAAUUGGAUUUAUACCCCUUGACAAAUAUUCUGCUUCAAUGAAGGUUGAAAGUAAAUGCAAAACGUGCCAGGCGUCAAUAGAUGUCAUCAUUGAGGUGAAUGGCACCCCGUUGUGGAAUUAUCAUUCAUAUGAAGAUUUUGAACUGUGGAUUGACAACUUCUCGGAUAUUCGUAUCCUCCAAGUUUUUCCUGCUGGUACAGACGUCGUUGGUUAUCAUCUAGACGAAUUUAUAGAAGAAUCAUCCUUAGAGCCUGAAUUUGAUUAUUUGCCUGAUAUCGAGGAUGUGCAAAAGACACAAGAAGAAGAGCAAUUUAUAAAUUUGAAUAUUAUCGUCCAAACAAGAAUGAAGAAGGGUUACUGUCAUUUGGGUUUUGAUUCUCAAAGUGGAAGAAUCCUCCGUCCCUUCUACCGGCCAAUAGAUGGCUCUUGCUGUUGGGACACACCUUUACAAAUUGACAAAACGUAUGUGUUUAGGAUACUCAGUUCUCCUAGAGAUGGUCCGAAGAGGUUAACGCCUCUUCCGCACAACAAUGAAGAUUUGCUGGUAGAUAAUCAAGCAAUAAAAAGAGAGUCAAAUGAAACCGCAAGUCCAGACAUCUUUCAACGUCUGAAAAAGCUCUCAAAAUCAUCGGUUGAAGAAAUUUUUGGUCCUGGAAUAAAAGAAAAUAAGUAUGUAGAUGAAGGUACCGACUGCCCUUCAGUGGGAGUUCUCGGCUGCAUGGGUAGUGAUCUUGAAAUGAUAAGAGAUCCCUUUGAAUAUAGAAAAAGGCGUGUAAAGAUCUCUGGAGGAUAUGAACCCCGAUUCACUGCUAUCGAUGCUGAACAUAUACCCGAGGACCUACCAGACAACCCUACUUUGGUCGUACUUGGUUUAGGACGGCCAUUUGCAGGAACAGGACAAAACCACUUUGACCCAAGAAGAUGUUACAUCUUAGUUUUGAGGAUUUUGCAAAAUCCCUGAGCUGGCUAAAAGGCUAAAACCCAAUUGGUGCUUUAUUAGCAAAGUUCAUAGCCACCCUAAAAGUAUUACUGAAAACUUCUUGAGGUUUUUAAACAUCUAUAAAAAGGGUAUAAUUUAUUAGAUAAAUUCAUUUGCUGUAAAGAUAUAUUCACAUGA
This is a messenger RNA of Actinia tenebrosa (Australian red waratah sea anemone), 1652 nucleotides long. RefSeq lists its product as uncharacterized. The record is from RefSeq and is a predicted model, not a curated record. NCBI's taxonomy places the organism in Eukaryota, Metazoa, Cnidaria, Anthozoa, Actiniaria, Actiniidae.